This is a messenger RNA of Somion occarium, 697 nucleotides long. The record is from the annotation of a GenBank genome assembly. NCBI's taxonomy places the organism in Eukaryota, Fungi, Basidiomycota, Agaricomycetes, Polyporales, Cerrenaceae.
ACCUCGUUCUGUACUUCAACUAUGGCCGCUGCUCGCAAGUCUGCGGACCACACUCUUUAUCAUCUUGCACCGAGGGGCUUUUGGAAGAAAUUCCGCGAUGCUGUCGUCGUAAGCCCAGAUAUCUCCAGUGGUUUGCCCAUUGCUGGAGUCCACAGAUGGCCACCACCGGGCUCACGGCCAGAGAGAUAUGCUACACCCGCGACGAAAGCAUCUGAUCCAGCUCAGAAUCCAUACUGGAAACGAGACGUUCGCAGGGCUUAUCCUCAGAUCUCUGUUGUCACUCAGGACGGACUUGCGUCCCUGCUAAUAGCACACGCAGAAGCACCUGCUGUUGCUCCGCCUGCUGAGGGUGACAAGGCUGGUGUCCCUGCGCCCAAGAAGGAGGCUGUUGACUUGACCGCCGCCAUUGCUACCAUUUCCUCAGCGAGAAAGGCUUAUUCAGAAUCCAACCUACCACCAAAGGUACCUACUCCUUUCAAGCGUUGGAUACCGGAGCGAGCCCCAGAUGCCCCUCACGAUCCCACUGCAUACUGGCCCAUGUUGCUUGUCAAAUAGCCUUGUAAUAGAACAACACUUUCCUCAGUCGUACUACUGAUAUAUUCACUAAUGUCUGAGUUCUCCUUGGCUGAUUACCGUGAAUAUUUCGUGACUGGAUAUCGAGUGAAGCUGUCUAUUCGUUACCGCAUACUGAGACACG